UUCUUCCAUUUUUGAAAAUGCGGAGCAUGAAAGUUUUCAUAUCUAUUGGUGUUGUUCUUUCAGUUGUUAACUGCAUUUUCUUUGACCACGGCGAUAGUAGCGACGGAAGCUAUUCUGAUAGCAGUGGUGAAGGUAGAGGACAUCAUCAUAAGCAUGGUCCGAGACCUCCAAGACCAAAUCGACCACCAAGACCGCCACCAGCAACACCUCCACCAACAACACCUGCACCAAGUUGUCCAGGUGGUUGGUCUCUUAUUCACAGGCGUCGUGGACCAUGGUGCAUUCAAGUUUUCAAUGGAGCUGCAGGUUUAGAAGGAUCAAACAAUGCUUGUAGAGCUCAGGGAGCAGUUCUUUCAUCCGUGGAAAAUGCUCAAGAACGAGAAACAAUUGCUCGGCUAGGAUUGGAAAAAAUGUUGCCAACUGGUUGGAAGUAUGGAACUAUUCGUGUGGGACUGAGAAAGAAUUCACAAGGAGCGCCAUGGUACAACACAGACGGGAGCACCGAUGCCAACAACCUAGAAGGCGUCCUUUGGAGCCCAGCGGAACCGAGAAAUGGAAAUUGGGGUGGAGUUCAGUUGAAUUGUGCUACAAUGUGGUUAUGGGGGGGAAUAUUCGAAGGAGGCCGUAUCCACGGACAGUUCUUCACAAAUAUUUGUCUGGCAAAUAAUCCCAAUGAUAGAUACAGAGGAUAUGUCUGUGGAAAACCGGCAUAAUGAUUUCAGAGUAAUCUGAAUGCCAUUGUUUAUCUGAUAAUGAAUAUUUUAAACCCAGA
This is a messenger RNA of Caenorhabditis elegans, 772 nucleotides long. RefSeq names its product C-type lectin domain-containing protein (gene clec-157). The record is from RefSeq and is marked reviewed. Lineage: Eukaryota; Metazoa; Nematoda; Chromadorea; Rhabditida; Rhabditidae. The coding region runs from base 18 to 713 and encodes 231 amino acids. The transcript is spliced from 4 exons.